AUGAUCAAAUUCUUCCAGGAGAAAGUAGCCAAUGAUGAUGUGCUUAGAAUAAUGGAAGACAAGUGCUCACUGGAUGAGAUUGCCACAGGAAAGUUCCUGGACAGUCCCAAGUUUCUGAUGCAGUCGUAUAUUCGGGUUUAUUGA
Messenger RNA from Nematocida ausubeli, 144 nucleotides. RefSeq lists its product as uncharacterized. The transcript has a single exon. Bases 1 to 144 code for a protein of 47 amino acids. The record is from RefSeq and is a predicted model, not a curated record. NCBI's taxonomy places the organism in Eukaryota, Fungi, Microsporidia.